This is a messenger RNA of Ruditapes philippinarum (Manila clam), 1089 nucleotides long. Its product is annotated as toll-like receptor 2. The coding region runs from base 1 to 1089 and encodes 362 amino acids. Gene Ontology annotation, cellular component: membrane. The transcript has a single exon. Gene Ontology annotation, biological process: toll-like receptor signaling pathway; immune response. Lineage: Eukaryota; Metazoa; Mollusca; Bivalvia; Venerida; Veneridae. Gene Ontology annotation, molecular function: protein binding; transmembrane signaling receptor activity. The record is from RefSeq and is a predicted model, not a curated record.
AUGCUAGAAAAGAAACAACACCUUUUUGAAAAUUUGUUUGCGUAUCAUAGUAGACUUCGCAUAAUAAACUUAUCAAAUAAUCAGCUUCAAAAGAUUCCUAAAGAAAGUUUUAAAUAUAACAAAAGAAUUGAAAAAAUAGACCUUUCGUCCAAUCAGCUUGAGCAAUUAGAUCUCGAUUUGAUGGACUUGUAUCAUCUACGAGUGUUAGAUAUUAGUAACAACAACAUUAAAGUUCUAGACGAGAUUUCUAUCAACAGUCUUAAUGGAGUUCCUUGUGUAGCUAAUCACACUCAUUGUUUAGUCAAAAUGAUGUCAAACCCAUUCCUUUGUUCAACAUGCGACUACAGAUCUUCUAUCCAAUGCCUCGUUCGAUUGAAAUCGUUUAGUAGCGAGCAACAAGAUUUAAAAUGCAUGUCUGAAGAUAAAACUGUCAUAAGUAUUGAUGAAUCUGCUACAAGAGGAAUUCAAAAUAUAUGCAACAGAAAACUGAUCAUCAUAACAUCGACUGUAAGCAUAUCUGUUGUUUUUAUGGCAGUUGGUGUAAUAUGUGUCAUUCUACACAAAAGAAAGAGGAAAUUAAAGCGGAAGAGGAACAUGGACAAUGUUAUAAAUAAUUUAAUAGCUGGCCAGGGACAGUAUGAGUUUGUUGCCUUUCUUUUAUAUAGUAGUGGCGAUUACCAAUUUGUACAAGACCACGUGAUAGACCAACUGAACGAAAAUCUAAAAUUGAUCAUUGGAACGGAUCGAAAUCUUAUAUGCACUGGAGACCAAUAUUUUCGACCUGGCUUUAAUAUUCAUGAUGAAACAGAACUAUGUCUGGACAGAGCUUCUGUGGUCAUUCUUCUUCUGUCGAAUAACUUUUGUCGCAGCUCAUAUUGCCGAAACGAGUUUGAUCAGGCAUAUAUGCAGAGAAAACCUGUCGUUUUGAUGCUGUUAGGAAAUGUAGAAGAAGAGUUAAUGAUGCCUACGUUGAAAAACUUGUAUAAGAGAGACGUCCGAAUUUUAUGGAAAAUUGAAAACGAGCAAGUUGUUCUAAAUACCACAUGGGAAAACAUAUGUUCUUCUUUGCUGGAAAAGGUGCAAGUUUAG